This is a messenger RNA of Priapulus caudatus, 696 nucleotides long. Its product is annotated as VWFA and cache domain-containing protein 1-like. The transcript has 5 exons. The record is from RefSeq and is a predicted model, not a curated record. Lineage: Eukaryota; Metazoa; Priapulida; Priapulimorpha; Priapulimorphida; Priapulidae. Bases 109 to 696 code for a protein of 195 amino acids.
AUCCACCUGCUGCUAUUUUUCAGUCCUGUUGGCGCUUAUGAGGAUCCAAUCUUCGUCGAUAUCCGGGAUGUCGAACGGAAUAAAUACUUCCUGGAGGUGUAUGACGACAUGCUGAAGGGGAAAGCUGGUGUCAAACAGCUCAUGGCUGAGAGCAUCCAAUCAAGAGUGGAGACUCUCCUAGAGGGAGUUGUCGUGCAAAAGUUCCCAGCCAUGUACUACUGGCGACCGAUUAGUGUAGUCGGUUAUUCUCUAGCUUUGGUAUUGGUUUUGGAGCAACAUGCAAAGCAUUCCAUGAUGUCACCACUGGUGCCGUCUGCAGGAGAUUUUCUCUACCAUCGUCUUGAUCUCAUUCAGAGUCAGGGUGACACUAGUCAGUGUCGAUAUUUUGGCAACAUUGCAAUUAAAGAUAGAUCUACUGUCAAGUUUGGCCCGGAGGCAUUUGUGGAUCCAUACCACUAUCUUGACAACAACGAGUCUAAUCUCACCGUCCGCCAGUACUCACAAUACAUGAAUGACGUUACAACGUUUGCAACAAAUCCCGGGUUCAAGCUAACCUUGACCUCUAAUCGUCCAGCUGAGCUAUUGCCAUGGGUCGUCGUCCGUCGUACGUUCGUCCCCUCCGAAGAUACUCUCCUGUACACACGUCACCCGCUAGCACAUUUGACGUCAAAACCAAACUAUCAACAGGCUGCGUAA